AUGUCGACAUCUGAUCAUCCCGAGUCCGAUGGUCAGACGGAACGUGCCAAUCGUGUCCUCGAAGAGAUACUUCGAGGAUACGUAUACUCCUUUAAGAGUUGGAGUGAGUUUUUGCCAAUGGUAGAGUUUGCCAUUAACAACUCGGUGCAUGCGUCCACGACACAUACACCGUUUUACGUGAACGGCUUGCGCCAUCUGCGUGUACCCACCUUACUAGAGUGUAACUCUGGUUUAAGGGGGGGGACUCGCGCGAGCAAAAACCGAUUUGGUUCACGCUCAUCACGCUCUGACGAAGAGGUCAUUGCAUUUGAUGCCGAUAUCGAUAACAUCGAUAUCGAAGAAGAUGAUGCCAGUGAGAGUGCGGAAGCCCUCACUGAAGAAGAUGAUCCCAGUGAGAGUGCGGAAGCCCUCACUGAAGAAAAGGUUGAUGUUGCUGCAGUGCGCUCACAGCACACUGAAGCUAACGAGUCAUCAGAUGAGUUCAUACUGGCUCGUGAAACGGUAGUCCGUUUUGUGCAAGACUCCAUCGCCGAAGCGGCGACUUAG
Molecule: messenger RNA, 546 nt
Organism: Peronospora matthiolae
Lineage: Eukaryota; Oomycota; Peronosporomycetes; Peronosporales; Peronosporaceae
Source: the annotation of a GenBank genome assembly